Molecule: messenger RNA, 607 nt
Organism: Marasmius oreades (fairy-ring Marasmius)
Lineage: Eukaryota; Fungi; Basidiomycota; Agaricomycetes; Agaricales; Marasmiaceae
Exons: 3
Coding region: 229-537 (102 amino acids)
Source: RefSeq, a predicted model, not a curated record
GGCUCUUCACCGGCACCGGUCACCCACCAUAAUAUUCAAGCCUGUCAAUUGACUACAGACACACCACAUUCCUAGUUCUGCUCAAAAGCAAACGACGGAGCUUAGCUUUCCACUAGGAACUUCGGCGCUUCAACGGUGCCUUUGUGGCGUUUUGGGCACGCCUCAUGUUCACACAGUUCCUAGAUAUAGUCACCUUCCAUCGAUAACGACUCCAUCACAGAAACCAUUAUGAGGCCACCGGGUGAACAUGAAUCAAAGAUCGUCGAAGGCGAUGUCGCCGAUGCCUUAGAGGACAACAAAAAGACCACGACGUCGGCGGAAAGGAAGGACGAGACUGAGAGUCAUGGUGUUGUCAAGGGCCAGGCCGAUCCCAAAGAUGUCAAGGCCGAUGAAAGGAAGCAGGAGGCGGAGGAGGAGGAGGAAGACGACGAUGACGACGAGCCACAACCCCCGGGUUAUAGAAACAGGGCACCUAUGUCAUACAACUCCUCAGGAGUUAAGAGACCAUAUACUCCAGGAAGACCUCAGGGACAUUAACUUUUUGGAAUAAAGCUCGUUGUACCGUGACUUGUUAUGAUUAAAGAAGAAUCCAGAUCGUCUCAUUUUC